AACUACUCACGCUGCAGCACCCACCUGGACUGCCUGGGGCCACUUAGAGCCUAGAUACAUUCUCAUAGCCUGAAAUAUGGACUAGUCAAAAAACCGGGGUGAUGAUUGGACUGUGGCGAGUUGAAGCUGUGAUGGAAGUUGUUGAAGUGAGGACUUGUGGAGUCCCCGUCCCCCCCACCUCCAACUUCUUUCGUCCAUGGAAAUGUCCUCGUUUUCUUUCCCGCAUCCUUUUCAACUCUCCCCAGAUUUGUUCAAAUCUCAAUUGAGCCCGUUGUCCAGCUGUACGCGUUCUGAGCAGCGCCUGCUGCUGAAGUGGAAAAGAUGCCGACACCCAAAUCCUUUGCCAAGAGGAGGCAUGCUACCAUGGCCUGCGUGUCUUGUCGCGAAAGUAAGGUCAAGUGCGACGGCGCCGAACCGGCAUGCUCUAACUGUGCCAACAGAAAUCGAGAAUGUCGCUACCAAGCUGUCGACAAGAGAAAACUACCUCUCCGUGUCGCCAUUGAAUUGCUAUCAAGCAGGGUGGACCAGCUAUGUUGUUUUAUCCGAGAGAAUGGAAUGCAGCCACCCCCGAUGUCGCAAGAAAAGGAUACGGCUCUGGGAAAGGUACUGGAAAUGCUUGGAUUGACUGAAAUAAAUUCGAACUCGAUGCGACAGCUUGCCUGUAAGCCAGAGCAGUCGAUGAACGAAAUGAAGGACGCCUAUCCCAACGUGGCGAAUUCUCAUCCAAUUCCGAUGGCACAAGCCCUGGAAAGAAGCGAAUCCAAGCAGCACUCCGAAAACUCGCCCGAUGCCCCGUAUAUGGGUGCCGAACAACUUCAGAAUAGCAUAUCCGCAUUGCCAUCUGCCGUCGAAGAUGGUACAGCUAGUGUGCCACUCUACCAAGAUUUACCUGAUAUUCAAUCAAACAAUGACCCGAGCAGUUGGAAUUGGCAACUAGGCACCGACACAUUCCUGCCAAAUUCCCCAUACAUGCACAACUUUCCCACUCCUCCGUCUCCUAGGGGCACCGUACAAUCCAUGCUUGGUGAAAUACCUGAACCAUUCGAGCCCAUAGUCGCCGAUGAUGAGAGGACGCUGGUGGAUGAACCCAGUAGCCCGGAGGAUGUAGAGGGUCUCAUUGAUGAGCUCUCUGACCGAGUCGGAACGCUACAAAUCAAGCCCGGAGGACAGACCCAAUUCUACGGUCCAACUUCAACCUUCAAUCUUGCCGAUAUGUUGGCUACUUCAAAUUCCGGGACACGCCUUACCGCCCAGAACGACGCAUUGGAAUGUCUACGGCGCCUCGGAAAUCAUAAGACUGUUCCUGCUCCCCUAGAAGAGCACUUAAUGAAUCUCUAUUUUAGUUGGCAAGACCCAUCUUUUCAUGUGGUAGAUCGGAUGACGUAUGGAGAUGCCAAGGCAAGGUGGUAUGCCCUGGGUGACACACCUUACUACUCAGAGUCACUUCGAAAUGCAAUGUGUGCUAUCGGAGCUUCGUUUGAGACGCGCUAUCACCCGGAUUUUGUCACAUUUCCAAAAUCGCUUGUUGAUUUUUUCGGUGAUCGUGCAAAAGCCCUUCUUGAGGUUGAGAUGGAUUCUCCUUGCGUGGCAACAGUCCAAUCUCUGGUCAUCUGCAGCAGUCUUGAGGUUGGGAGCGGAAGAGAAGCGCGUGGGUGGCUUUACAGUGGAAUGGCCAUCCGACUUGCCUUCAACCUCGCCCUGCACCUUGAUAUGUCAUCUUAUGUUUCCGGUGGACUUAUUACUCCGGCAGAUGCGGACCUACGUCGAGCUGUAUUUUGGGCUGCGUACACAGUUGACCAUCAGCUAGGAUUUCAUCUGGGCAGACCAUUUCGUACAAAUAUGGAAGAUGUGACCGUUGGGAAACCUACUAAGAACACGCACCGACGUGGAUCUGACAGAUGGGCUCCAUAUGUAUCUCCUGGGUCUAUUUACGCUGGACGAGGCGCACCGGACUGUAUGGAAUCUGUGUGUGAAGAGCAAAUUAACCUCUGCGAAAUCAUGGCCCCAUGUGGCGACUUCUUAUACGGAACGUCAAAUAUUUCCAAGGUGGUACUCCAGCACUUGAACGAGAAAGUCGUCGCAAAGCUCCUCAACUGGAAAGCCGGACUUCCCCCAUCAUUACAAAUCGACUUGGAUGAUCAGACCGCCCCGUAUAUUCCACAGGUUCUUUUACUACAUAUGCAAUACUACCAGAAUAUCAUAUAUGCGCACCGACCAUGGAUGUCAAAAAGUCAUCUCCAGCCUCAACCACCAAAAGGCCCAGGGCACGGACAUGCCCGAGAGAUGUGUAUCCAAUCCGCGAUUGCUAUAGCCAAACUCCUUGUCAUGUACGAGGCGAGGUAUACCCUUCGGCGAAUCCAUACAAAGGCGGUUGCUAUUACUUCCUCCGCUGUUCUUUUGCUUCUUUUCGCUGCCGUAACUCAGUAUCGAUCAGACGAGCACUGCAAUUGCGGAAUUGCAAGGCAUUUGAGCACAUGUUUUCGUGCACUAGACGAAUUUGCCAUCUCAUGGCCGAGUGCUAGCCGAGCUAAAGAUCUAUUGCUGGGGCUGCAACGGCGAUGGGAAAUCCGGAUGCGCUCUAGUAAGGGAAGCUAUAACUUAGAAAGUGGAAUUCUCAGGCCAGCAAAACAACAGUCAACCUCAAUUGGACUUGAUGGAUCAAGUUCCAAAGAUUGCGAAAUAUCAAACGAAAGAUCGGGCUCGCUUGAAGACAUCAACAUUGAUACUGAUAUAGACUGGAUGCUCAUGUCUGAUGGAAAAUCACAAUCCGACAAUAGAGCCGCGGAUCUUUAUUCGUUGCUCUCAAACCCUGUUGCCAUGCAUCCAGAACGCGGAAGCGUGUAGAGGCUCAGCAAUGUCCUCUCAGCUAAUUAACGCCAUGAUGUUGUAAUUCAAAACCACAAACCGAACAGUUCAUCUAUAUUAUAUGUACAGAAUGUGCAUUAGUGACCUUUUAUCCCGACCUCUGAGUUACGGGAACACCAGGCGUCUCCUGCGCUGAAGCAGGGCUUGGGGGUGCUUCCCCGGUAAACCACUGACUCGGCUUAUCUCCAAGCUCGAAUUCUAGCGUGCCACCCUCGGCAAAGAUGUCAUCCCACGCCAGCCAGUUCUUUUUCCAGUCCUGUCCAUUUACCUUCAAGCUUUGGACAUAGAUUUUUGUGUCCCCGUUACCGU
Aspergillus versicolor CBS 583.65 is the source of this 3174-nucleotide messenger RNA. RefSeq lists its product as uncharacterized. Gene Ontology annotation, biological process: regulation of DNA-templated transcription; DNA-templated transcription. NCBI's taxonomy places the organism in Eukaryota, Fungi, Ascomycota, Eurotiomycetes, Eurotiales, Aspergillaceae. Gene Ontology annotation, molecular function: DNA binding; DNA-binding transcription factor activity, RNA polymerase II-specific; zinc ion binding. The record is from RefSeq and is a predicted model, not a curated record. The transcript is spliced from 8 exons. The coding region runs from base 322 to 2844 and encodes 840 amino acids.